This is a messenger RNA of Nannospalax galili (Upper Galilee mountains blind mole rat), 2999 nucleotides long. RefSeq names its product armadillo repeat containing 1 (gene Armc1). Lineage: Eukaryota; Metazoa; Chordata; Mammalia; Rodentia; Spalacidae. Gene Ontology annotation, molecular function: protein binding; metal ion binding. Bases 218 to 1066 code for a protein of 282 amino acids. The record is from RefSeq and is a predicted model, not a curated record. The transcript has 7 exons.
GGUGACAGGGUCACCGGCGAGUCUGCAGAGCUGCCGGCGCCAGCGUCUGGACUGGGAGCUCCUCGAGUCAGGCGGGUUUGGAGAGGCCGUGGCUCCGGGUCGCUGCGCCCGCCGCUCGUCAGCCGCGUUGGUGCGGCUCUGAUGCAGCGGCAGGCCCGGGACGCCCGAACCUCCGGAGGAAUUUAAGAAGAUUUCAUUCAUGUGUAUAGCAUAGAAGAUGAAUUCUUCCUCCACCACCAUGAAUGAAGAGCCUGAUGCUUUAUCGGUAGUUAACCAGCUUCGGGAUUUAGCAGCAGAUCCAUUAAAUAGAAGAGCCAUCGUCCAGGAUCAAGGAUGUCUGCCUGGCCUUAUUUUAUUCAUGGACCAUCCCAACCCCCCUGUUGUCCACUCAGCUUUGCUUGCUCUCCGAUAUUUGGCAGAAUGUCGUGCAAACAGAGAAAAGAUGAAAGGAGAGCUGGGUAUGAUGCUAAGCUUGCAGAACGUUAUACAGAAGACUACAACUCCAGGAGAAACAAAACUUCUGGCAUCUGAAAUCUAUGACAUUCUUCAGUCCUCCAGUAUGGCCGAUGGUGAUAGUUUUAAUGAAAUGAAUUCACGUCGAAGGAAAGCUCAGUUUUUUCUGGGAACUACGAACAAACGUGCCAAAACAGUGGUUUUGCACAUAGAUGGUCUUGAUGAUACGUCUCGGAGAAAUCUAUGUGAAGAGGCUUUGCUAAAAAUUAAAGGUGUUAUUAGCUUUACUUUUCAAAUGGCUGUUCAAAGAUGCGUGGUGCGAAUCCGUUCAGAUUUGAAAGCAGAGGCUUUGGCAUCAGCAAUAGCAUCAACCAAGGUCAUGAAAGCUCAGCAGGUUGUGAAAAGUGAAAGCGGAGAAGAGAUGCUGGUUCCAUUCCAAGAUACUCCUGUGGAAGUAGAAGAAAACACGGAGCUGCCUGACUACUUGCCUGAGGAUGAGAGCCCCACAAAGGAACAGGACAAAGCAGUGUCCCGGGUUGGCUCACACCCAGAGGGUGGAGCUAGCUGGCUGAGCACAGCUGCAAACUUUUUAUCCAGAUCCUUUUACUGGUGACUUCAACUUCAGUUUGGGGCUCAAGGACUGUGCAAACAAACAAGGGGCCAGCUUUCCAUUGUUGUGGUGGACUGUCAAGUGCAAUUUGCAAUAAGUUAUCAUGAAAAGUUUCUAGAUUACAUGAUUGCAUAUGCUGCAUUUUACAUUUUAUUGGACAUUUUAUCUCACUGAAUGGUAAACAGUACAGAGGCUACAGGUGGAAUUUGUUUAUGAAGUAUUUUGGUAUUGUUUUCCUUUGCUUAAUUGCCUCACGUUUUUGAAAAAUAAUGGGUCCAUAGUUAAAACCAAACGUAUAUGUAGCUUUAUAGUCUAUUUUACAUGAAGCAUGUGAUUAGGAAAAAUGUAUCUUCUCAAGCCUCAGGAUCUUUCUGAAGAGAAGUUGUGCAUAGCUCAAGUUGUGCAUGAAUUGCUGAAUAUUUUUGUCAGCUUUUCUUCAUGAACGAUACAUGACGUGUGCUUUGGUACUCUUCACUGAAAUUGAAGCAUCUUAUUAGCCCCCUCUGUGCCUUUUUUUAUUUUGCCAACCAUGUUUAUAGAAAGGACAUUACUAAUGGCAUUUUGCAAAUUGAAGUAUAUUCAUUUGAACAUAGCAGUCCUGUAAAAACACAACUUUACAAAAAAUCUUUGCAGUCUUAUUUGCUAUAAUUUUACUAAGGUUAACAUAAAAUCAGUUAAGAAGAAGGAAACAUAGUAGCAAAGUGCUUUUGGAAAUAUUUGAAUGUGACCAAAUGUGGCUCUAGUUGACUACUGUUCACGUUGGUUUAUAGCAGCACUUGAGAAUUAAGUCCACCGUGUUACUUCGAGCAACUGCAAGUGGUCUCUCGGCCUUACUUACCCUGUGAUGACAUACUGUCCUGCUAGAGAAAAAUAAUAGUACAGAACUGACAAACUUGAAACAAGAAAACAAAAAUUCAAUGCCUACAAUGCUGUAGUGCCACUUUGGUGGAGUCUAACUUCAGACAUGAGCUUCCUGGCAGAAGCCUGUUGAGUAGGUGUUCUUUUAUUGCCUUUUGUGUGGCUAUUAUGAGAAUGCUGCAGUCACACUGAAUGAAAAAAGACCCCAAUUAAUGCUCAUAAAGAAAUGAAGCCAGCAUUGGUCCCGCAAUCUUAUUUCUCACAUCUAGCCAGAAAAAAAUGGACUUCACUGAAGGUAAGAUACAUAAAUAUAUACACAUAUAUGGGUGGUUUUUUUUAAGAUAAAAACUAUAUGUAUGUAAUGCUUUCUUAAAGUUCUAAAAUAUGUGGCAACUAAUCUUUUCUUUUUGGAAAUCCAGCUAAAUUUGAUAUAAUGUAAACAUGGUUAAAAACAGGAAGGAACUGAAUUUCAUUUCGUCACCACGUAGAGCUGCUAUUUUGUUACUUGGAGAAGGUGAAGUGAAAAUUGCCUCAGAAAAUUUCUUUGCAUUUUUGUUAAUUCUCUUUUAGAGAAAUUUCAAAGCAUCCAGUGUCACUGAAGAAAAAUAAUUGUAAAAGGAUUUUAAGGUCAUUAACAUUGUGACUUUGGGGAGCAAGAGGUAUUGAAGACAUUUAGAACAAUUAUUUUUCCAUGUGUCUGGUCUCUGUUUCAAGCGACACAAAUAGAAAGUACAGGUUUUCAGGGCCCAGUGCUUUAGUGUAUACUGCCACUUGCUGCCGGAACCAGAUGUAUUGAAAAAAGAAAACAAUAACACCUCCUUUCUAUAGCCAUUAAAGCAAAGUUUACUUUCUGUUUUAGCAGAUUUUUAUUUUAUUUUGCAUUAUCACACAUUUUAUUUAAAAAAAAAAAAAACCUAUAACCCUUUAUAGUGCUGCUUUAGUACAAGUAGAUAUUUCAGCUUGAUGUUUGUGUGUUCUAAGUACUCUUAUUCCAGAUCAUAUAGAACAGUUAAGGCAACUAGAAUGGCAUUUUUUGAACUAUAUUGUAAAAUAAUAAAAAGUAACAAUUACAAUUGAA